CAUGGCAACCCCGCACCAAAAUAUUCAGUCGUUUCUUCCUCUUGUUUCGUCGUUUUUAUUUCAUUCCGAGCAACAUUUGUGGACCGUCGAAGCGUGUGGUGACCACGUAGCGACGUGGCUGGAGAGCGUCAUGCGAGAGAACGAUCGCUUUUUGGCCGAAGUCAGCCCUGCCCGCAGCCCCGCUUGCCUGCAGUCGCACGCGCGGCUGCUCUUCCACCACGCGGCAGCUGCGAGGGACUGCGCUCUGUCGGAGGACGUCAAGUAUCGCGCGCUGGAGAUGUAUUGCAGCUUCGCCCCCGCCCACCUGGACGCCCAAAUAGCCCAGGCGAGGGCCUCCACGCCGCCCGGAGGAGAGCAGGAGGAGCGGAUCCGGAGACUGAGGGCGCGGGUGGAGCAGCAGGCGCCCCUGAGAGCUCUCACCUGCUUGAUGGUCGCAUGCAAGGUGGCAGGGGAGCGGGGGGUUCAUCUCGAUCACGAGAGUCUGAAUCCCAGAACAUUGCAAAGACUCUUGGAAAGCGAAGGGUUCUUGUAUACCAUUGCAGAUAUCGUGCGCUCUGAGCAACGGGUCUUGGAACAGCUGGAGUUCCGGUGCUUCAGAACAACCACGGCAUUAGAGCUGCUACAGCUGCUCAUGUCCGCUGUGGUGCUGGACUGCCUGUGCGGCGGUGCCAAGGACAGUGCCUUCCAGUGCCAAUUCGUAAAUUCCCUUGAGACCCUACAUAGAACAGCCGUGAGCUUGCUGGACUGUGCCCUGCUAAACAGGAAGAACAUUUACGAAGAUUUUUACCAUUUGCUUAAAGGGAGGAGAGAAAUACAUGCAAGUCACAGAGCAACGUUCGAGCGAAUCUCCCAGGACCGCGUGCUAUUCGUGGGCUCGACGCUGGUGUCCGCCACGUGGGCCGUCGCCAGCAGGAGAGGAGCUGCUCGUGCGGCGGCCUGUCUCAUGGCGCGCACGGGGAUUCCUCCUGGGGACUUCCUCGGGCUAUCCUCCUGCAUCUGGGCCGUCAGGAGAGAGAAGAAAGGGCUGAGGAAGAGGAGAAAGCUGCUGGAGGCUGAGCAGAGCUGGUGGGAGUUGGUUCGGUCUGGGCAGGUGUGUUUCGGGUCCAGUUCGACGGAGGAAUCGGAUAAUUGAUGAUUAUGGAUGUCAUCAUCAUCAUCAUCAGUCACCAACACCAUCUUCAUCAUCAACAACAUUAGCAUGAGCGUUAUUAUUAUUGUCCAAGAUCACAGAUGAUAUAUUUCCAUAACCAUAGUCAUCAUUAUCAGCAACGACCUCAUAUUGAUACUAAGACUUAUGAUAAUAUUUUACAUUUCACUCCAUUUAUCACCAAUUUUAAUAGAUUUAGA
Penaeus chinensis is the source of this 1347-nucleotide messenger RNA. RefSeq lists its product as uncharacterized. Gene Ontology annotation, biological process: reciprocal meiotic recombination. The record is from RefSeq and is a predicted model, not a curated record. NCBI's taxonomy places the organism in Eukaryota, Metazoa, Arthropoda, Malacostraca, Decapoda, Penaeidae. Gene Ontology annotation, cellular component: site of double-strand break. The coding region runs from base 2 to 1132 and encodes 376 amino acids. The transcript is spliced from 6 exons.